AUGUCGGGAUUUUUUUCUCAGCAUCCAGAAACAGAAUACAGAUUUAUCGAGAGCAUACAUCUUAUGGUAAACGAGCCUUCAGUUGGUUUUUUUAGAGUUCAUGAACAUGUAAAACGAUCUGUACCACAGCUUGUUAAUAGAAAGAUUGAAAUGCAGAGCUUUUUUUUUUAAGUUAAUGGAGUUUGCUAUGAUUUAGAUUAUUCCAUCAGAACUGUCAAAAGCAUGAGGUCAAUUCAACAUUUUACAAUUUUUUUGCCUGUUAUAGUGACUACACCACAGGAAGUAGAGGGUUUUAUAUGCCCUAACUGUAUGCAGAUUUGGAAGAGUCAAGAAGAGUUAUUAAAACAUUGGCAAAAAGAACAUAACAUAUCAAUAAACAGCAUUGAUCAAAACGCACAACAAGAUGAUAACACUGCUGAACAAUCUAAGAAYGCUGAGUUAGCAGAACAAGAAUCAACAAAUUCAUGAUGAAUGUUAUAUACGGUAGAGCUGCUUUAUGUACUGUGCAGUAUGCACUUGAUGAUCAUCCAAUCAAAUUGCUUGAUGUGCAAUAGCCAACAGUUGAAUAAUAUUUAAAUAUAAUAUAUGAAUACAUAGAUAAGUGGCUGACUCAUUCAGUUGAAAAAGAACUGUUUGCUUUCUUUUCUGUUUCUUUAUGGAGRCUGUUGUGUCAGACCUUUUGGGAUGCCUGUGCCUCAUCCUUCUCUAUCUACCAAAUAAGCAGGCUAGUAGGUUUAUAUACUGAAGUUGUACAGGUCUAUUUUAUAAAUAACGGGAAUACACUGAUACUAUUUAGUUAUGUCAAAUAUGCACAAAAUAAUUAGAAAAAAAUACAAUUUUAYCAUGAUUA
This is a messenger RNA of Exaiptasia diaphana, 850 nucleotides long. RefSeq names its product BLOC-1-related complex subunit 8 homolog. The record is from RefSeq and is a predicted model, not a curated record. The transcript has 7 exons. Lineage: Eukaryota; Metazoa; Cnidaria; Anthozoa; Actiniaria; Aiptasiidae. Gene Ontology annotation, cellular component: BORC complex.